AUGGGUACCCAGCGGGAGCAAGAUGACGACACGAAGGGCAUCUGGAACGGAGGUCGGUCACCGGUGCGUCGCCGGCCGGGAGUUGAGGAACUUCAGGUUCAUAUUAGUGUGAUAACUGAAGAGAUGGAGAAUUUGCGUUCUGAAAAUCGGUUUCUUCGAGAGAAGGCGCUUGAAUAUCGGCUUCGUGCUGAAAAAGCUGAAGUUAGACUUGUUCGUGAGGGAAUCACACCUGGUGAAAAAAAUGAACAAGUGUUUCAACGCCGUAGCUUCGCUGAAUUGAACAAAAGUGUUAACCUUGAAUAA
This is a messenger RNA of Microthlaspi erraticum, 303 nucleotides long. Lineage: Eukaryota; Viridiplantae; Streptophyta; Magnoliopsida; Brassicales; Brassicaceae. The record is from the annotation of a GenBank genome assembly.